Ceratina calcarata is the source of this 2397-nucleotide messenger RNA. RefSeq lists its product as uncharacterized. Gene Ontology annotation, molecular function: ubiquitin conjugating enzyme binding; ubiquitin protein ligase activity. The record is from RefSeq and is a predicted model, not a curated record. Lineage: Eukaryota; Metazoa; Arthropoda; Insecta; Hymenoptera; Apidae. Bases 795 to 2318 code for a protein of 507 amino acids. Gene Ontology annotation, biological process: multicellular organism development; proteasome-mediated ubiquitin-dependent protein catabolic process. Gene Ontology annotation, cellular component: cytoplasm. The transcript is spliced from 4 exons.
CCUCGAGACUGACGAACUCCUAUCUGCAUACUACCAAGUUUCGGUUGAACAAUUCGAACUAAUUCGAUUUCCCGAAACAAUUUAUUCGAAUUAUCGACAAGUUUUAUCACGCUUCCAUGAAAAUGGAAAGAAAUGCAAAUGAAAGAUCUUAUCUAAUGCGAGAUUAUUUCACAGAGAUACCGUAUGAUCAAACGUUUGUUUCCAACGUUCAUUUACUAGAUGAUAAUUUGAUGAUAAUUAAUAAGCAAAUGUAUAUAUCGAUGAAAAAUGUAUUUAUGUUCUCUGUUAAGUUAAAGAGAAUGGAUUUUUUGUAUUUCCUAUUAACAAUGUACAGUUAAUUUAUAAGUAUUAAUUCAUCUGUGUUGUCUGGGAUAAUUAAUCAUAAUUAAGAAGCAAAUGUAUUGAUGAAGAACGUAUUUAUAUUUUCUUUAAGUUAGAGAGAAUAGAGUUUUCAAUUCACUUUGUAUUUCCUAUUAACAUUGUACAGUUAAUUUAAGUAUGUAGGAAAAAAUAGCGAAGUUACAUUUUGUACCGCGAAAAAUAAAUGUCAAGGAUACGAAAUUGAGUAAAGUGAAGGUGAACAGGUAUGAAUUUUACCUUGUUCCUUGUUAAGAGAACAGACUCGUAGUUAUUUUAAAUCAGUUUCUCCAACGCGAGGAUCACGUAAACAUCGCGCGGUAUCGUUCACAUCCUCGAUAAUUUAAUCCUCGAUAAUUUAAUCAUGCGAAGAAUAAAUAGAAUAGUUAUAACAGUUUCUUCAUGAAUACAUAAAACAAAUUCUAUGAAAAAGAACUAUGUCUGUUACAUCUACUUCGAAACUUUUAACGGAGGCCGCGGGUGUCAAAAUUUAUAUGACGGGAGAUCGUAAUUCGAUCGAUUCAACGUCCACCGGGAAAAUUUGUGUAAUUUUUGAAAAUAUAAAAGAAGCUAAAGCGCUUGGCAGAUGUUGCGGAUUUCAUUUAACUAAAUCUAAAUGGGAUCCUUAUCCAUGGGUAAGCCAUGUUGAAGUCGAAAGUCUUGCCGAUACCGCCGGUCUUAAAGCUGGUGAUUGUUUAAUUAGUAUCGACGGGAAGGAUGUAAUUGGAUGGAAGAUUAAACGGAUAGCAGCACUUGUUGAAUCUCAUCAGGAAGUCGAUUUAAAAAUGUUUGUUUGGAGAUACGUCAAAGAAGAAGAGAAGGAAACAGAUGUGGGAAUAGCUGUCAAGGGACCGUUACCAGAAAUAGCCGGCAAACUUGCAAAUGCGGUAUCCGGUAUCGUACGAGCUUUGGAAUGUCCAGUUUGCCUAGAAAGUUCACUGCCCCCGGUCUCUCAAUGCGUUCACGGUCACAUCGUUUGUGUUGGAUGUAGACCAAGGACACCUCGUUGUCCGGUUUGUAGAGUUCGAUUAGGCCAAGGUAGAUGCUUGCUCGCGGAUAAACUUCAUAAAACACUUGUCGAUGUUUUCGACACGAGAGAUAAUUCAUCCGACGAUGUGAAAUGUCGUACACAAAAUCUCCGAGAUCGACUUUUUGGUAAAAGUAAUGAAAGGAAACAAGCAAUGAAGGUAGAAGGAACAAGCAGUGGGACGAAUCCAUGUCAAUUAUUAUUAACUAAGUUAUUUCGCAGCGGAUUAGAGAAAGCAGCUUCAGCGGAUAAUUUAGCAACGGUCUCUCUCCAAACAUCAAGCGUGAACACUUCGUCGUUAAGUAAUUUUAAUCGCAAUGAACGUUUGAAUUUGUAUGAUCGAGCAAAAUCUGCGAGUACCGGAGAAUUGUCAAAAGAAACGACCAGAGAUAAUAUCAAUAGUCAAUUGCAAAAUAAUGAAAGCGCUGUUAAGAGCUUAACUAGCACAUCUCCAACUCCAGUUUGGGGAGGUUCAACGGAUUCUGUCGCGUCUUCUAUUGAAAUUGUGUGCCCUUCUUCAAAGCAAAGCGGUUGUAGAGACAUCAUCGCGCCUGACGUAGUAUUAGAACAUUUGAGUGAAACUCACCAAAUGCCACAAGUUCAUUUUUAUUCUAUUUGCGUAAAGAUUCCAGUACCUUUCCCGCUGGGUUCGGAAGCUAUGUACAUACUGCAUCACGGCGAAGACCUCUUUUUCAUACAGUGCGAGGAAGAAACAGUUUGGAUCGGUGGCACAGGAAAAAUCCCAUGGGAAUGGAGUUUGCAUGGUCAAGGAGAGAAUGGAGCUGAAAUAAAGAUAAGGAGAAGUGUAGCGAGUCUCAUACAUCCUAUGGUAUUAACAUCACAACACAUCGCACCUUUACCAGAUGCUUUGUUAUUGCACACUCUGAACAUUCAGUUAAUAGAAUAUCGUUCAGAAGAGCAGCAUAGUUUGUAAAAUUAUAUAUAUAUAUAUAUACAUGUUAUGAAAAAAGUAGCAUAAUUUUUUAUUAUUACUGUAUUAGAUAUUAACAAGU